This is a messenger RNA of Crotalus tigris (Tiger rattlesnake), 2374 nucleotides long. RefSeq lists its product as uncharacterized. The transcript has 10 exons. The record is from RefSeq and is a predicted model, not a curated record. NCBI's taxonomy places the organism in Eukaryota, Metazoa, Chordata, Lepidosauria, Squamata, Viperidae. Bases 452 to 2335 code for a protein of 627 amino acids.
AUAUCAAUGAAUAAAUCACUUUUUAUGCCUUGUAGUAUCCUUUGAGUCAAACAAGAGCGUCUCCUUUUAUGUUUUAAAGACCUAGCUUGUUUGUAAGUAAUCCCUUGUUGUUUUAAAGAGUCAAGUCUCCACAUUUGAAACUGUUGAAUAACAGGCUCAAUUAUGACCAGUUUUGUAGUUGCCAUAGUUUUCAGUUAGUUGAGCUUGUCUGUUCAUUUCUGUUAAUUUUAAAGUUGUAAGUGGUUCAGUUACAGUUCUUUUUGGUUCCUCGGAGAUCUCAUCAGCAAGCGUAUAAAAUAAGAAACAUAUCUAAAACUGGAACCAGUGGAUUAUCUGCAUUGCAAAUCUCAUAAACCUGAACAAUGACUGGAGAAAAAAUCUUUCUUGAAAUCUUUCUACUGUCUAAUGAUAAUUAAAGGACUGACCUCUCUAUAGAAAAUGAAAAGUAAAUAUGGCUCAGAGGGUACUAGUAAAACUAGAUGUAUUGAAGCGAUAUGAGAAGAAAAAACUGAGCAAAUAUGACAUGGUUGAGUGUCAGAAUCUUGGGAAACUACAAUUAAAACCCUAUCGGAGAACUCCACUGACAUUUGAUUUUAAAUUGUUUUAUGACCCUACAACUAAGAAAUCAAAUAUUCCAGCAAUUCCAUCUAUACAUAAUUCAUACAUUACAGAAAAGAAGCAGAGUUCAGCUGUGCUGCUUGAAAGCUGUGAUAUUUCUAGUGCUUCAAGGUCUGAAUUAUCAACACACUUCUCUAGGAAUAAUUAUUCUGGCAAACCUGCUGUAAGGCCAUCUAGUGCUCCAAGCUAUCUGAAAUCUAACCUGAAGAAUGCAGAUGGAAACUUCUUAAUCGUGAAACAAAAGCCAAAGCAAAAAACUGCUUAUUCCACUUCAGAUAUCCAGAACAUACCAGAAACAUUGUCAGAUCUGAAUUUGUUGCCUGCAAGAACCUGUAUUAAUCGGGAUGGAGAGACAUCUAUCAGAGAGAGAAAAGAUGACUUAAUAAAUCAAUCUGCUAUUUGUGCUGAGGCCAGAAGGGAACCUACUCAAGAUAUGAUAAUGGGAAAUAAAUUCAUAAUUGGUACAAGUGAUCAUUUGCCAUCAACUGGCCAGGAUGAAAGGAAAGCUAAUCUUCCCAAAGAUUAUUUAAUUGACGAUGGACAAAGCAUUCAGGCUGGCUUUAUCUAUGACAACAAAAGUGGUUUAAAAAAGAAGGUAAUACCUAUACCUCUGGACAUUAUGGAUGAACUAAAAAAUCCAAAUGCCAAAAUUAUCAGUGCUGGUCGUGUAAAAGAAGAAUCACAAAAUCAAAUGAAAAUGAGUGAAUCAUUUCCCAUCUUUUGUCAUGAAAGAAGAAGGUGGAAGUUUGCUUGGAAUCAAUGGCUUUUGUUAUAUGGGAAGAAGACACUUGAUUAUUUGAAUCAGGAUAAUGAAGCAUGUAUGGACCUAAAUCCAGUUCUACAAAAUAAUUAUGAUGAUUCCACUGCAAUAAUCCAAAGUAGAAAAUCUCCUCAUUCUAAUCUAAGAGCAAAGAGGAAGAAAAAACCCACUUUUACUAGAAAACCAAAGCGCAUCACCAUUCAGAUUUUAUCUUUGGAAAGGCAGCUAAGCAAUCUUUCUGUAAAUUCUCAGAAAGGGACCUCUUUGGUUCAGAAAACCCAUGGUCAUUUCACCAAAACAAUCACCAGGCAUGUUGUAACCGAGAAAAAUAUUCUUCAAAAUAUGUCCCAGCGUAACAAAGACAUUCUUAUGGCAGACGAAAAAAACCCUAUAAGUAAUAUGGAACCCUCUCUCUCAACUGUCUCAAGAAUAAAAUCCUCACUUGCAGGGUUUUUGAAAAAACCACUGACUAAAAGUAAAGAAAGACUCAAAAAAAGUAAUGCCUUUGUGGAUUAUAUACCCUUCCCAAAACCAAUUCCAGUUUGUGAGGCUCCAGAUGGCUUGGUUGGCCAUAAACUGCCCCUUUUAGUGGAUUUUUCUUCGAGAAAGCCCAGUGACAAGCUAUCAGCUGAUAGAAACAGCUCUGACCAGGAUCCUUUCUUAAAUGAAACUACAACAACUGACAUGGAACUCAGAGCCCAGCAUCUGGAGUCUUCAAUGAGAAAAAGUGGAGAGACAUCAGGCAGGAUGACCAGUUCAUACUUCCUGCUAGACUUAAUGAACGAAAGGCCGGAGUCUGAGAAAUCAGAAAAUGGAGCCAUAUGUUCAAAAGAUGAGAGCACUGAAGACUCUUCUUCUACAGUGAUAAGUAUACCCACAGCACCAUCUGAUAUGUCACAAUCUCCAUGUCUUUCAAGGCCUGACACAGGUAACAGCUACAGUGUCAAAGCAACAUAGCGCCAACCUCUGAAAUUGACCUCUUGUUGUGUGAAAAGU